GAAGCUGGGAAUCAGAUGAUUGCUGAAAGCAAUAAAAAAGAAAAGUUUGAAGACUAUUAUAAACUAGUUGAAAGCUUGGGAAGGUACAAACUAAUUCAAGUUAAUUAUUUUAUUUUUAAAGGAAACAAAAUCAACCCAAGUAUGCUGUGAAUUCUUAGCUAACCUGCUUUUUACUUAAUUCUUAAAAUAAUAAUUAUUUUCACAGACCCAGUGGCACCUUUGUUGCAAUAUGCACGGAAAUAAGCACAAGAAAACCGUAUGCUGUCAAAGUGAUGCAGAAAAAUGCUACAGAAGCUGACAGGUUUGGUGUCAAAAUAUUGGAUUAUUCAGGAAUGAAAACGAUAGGUCAUUUGUUAAAUCUUGACCAUAGGAAUGUGGCGAAAAUAAAAGAAAUCUUUGAAACAUCUAUUUCGUUGCAUAUAGUUGUCGAACUUGCAGUUGGCGAGCAACUCUUUCGGAGAUUAACUGAGUUUCCUGUUUACAGUGAAAAAACGAUUGCUCAUUAUUUCAAACAAAUGGUUGAUGGUAUUAGAUACUUACACGAAUAUGGAAUUAUUCACAGAAAUUUAAAACCUGAAAACAUACUGCUCAGUACUAGAAAAAGCAAUGCGAUUGUAAAAAUUACCGAUUACUCUCCUCAAUCAUUUACAACUGGAGAUUUGGAUUUGGAAUUGGUCUGUUUGACAACUAUAUUUUGUGCACCGGAAUUAUUAUUAAGUAGACGAUAUGAUAAAGCUAUUGAUCUGUGGGCAUUAGGUAUACUAUUGUAUAUCAUGCUAUGUGGAAGCGAUCCUUACAAAUCAAAAACUGACAGUGAUUUAUACUAUGCUAUACUUCACCGUGAUAUUGAAUUCAAAUCUGCCUCAUGGAAAUCAAUUAGUUUGAGUGCUAAAGAUGCUGUGAAACGUCUUUUAAUGAUUGAUCCAAAGCAAAGAAUAACUACACCACAUUUAUUAAAGCAUCAAUGGUUUGUUGAGGGAAAUAGAAACAAGGAACAUUUAGAUUCAGCACAAGAGAAUUUAGCAAAUUUUAACAAACAACGUUCAGAAAAAUAUUCUAACAUUCAAUAUGAUGAACCAGAAGAUUGGAUAACAAGUGAAUAUUUAAAAUUACCAAGAAGAAAUUCAAAAUCCACUCCAAUAGAGAUAGAUGAUGAAGAUUUCAAACCAGUAACAGUAGUCUUUAAAAAGUUAACUGGUGAUUCGUAAAGAUGACUAGCAAUGGAAUUCACAAGGCGAAUUCUGGUCUAUUUGUUGAGAUGCAUAGAAUCACUACUGUACAUAUGUCAAACAGACUGACUAAUUAU
Molecule: messenger RNA, 1306 nt
Organism: Schistosoma turkestanicum
Lineage: Eukaryota; Metazoa; Platyhelminthes; Trematoda; Strigeidida; Schistosomatidae
Source: the annotation of a GenBank genome assembly